CGGGAUGCCAGCUGUUUGUCCUGUCGGGAGCGAACAGAUGUUAUCCAGCCAGAGACUUUAAAUGACUUCUUCUGAGAUUCACUGAAGUAUCAAAACAUGGCAACUCUGGAGUUAUACACAAAGGGGGAAACUGUGUGGGUUCCUGAUCCAGAUGCAGUCUGGGUUUCAGCCCAGCUCCUCCAGGACUACACACCUGGAGAAAAACGACUGCUGCUACAGCUCUCCAAUGGCGACACGGCCCAUUUCCCCGUGGACUCUCCAUCUGACCUCCCACCGCUGGGGAACCCUGACAUCCUGGAGGGCGAGAAUGACCUGACGGCUCUCAGCUUUCUCCACGAGCCUGCUGUCCUGCACAAUCUGCGGGUUCGAUUUCUGGACUACAGCAGCAUUUACACAUACUGUGGCAUUGUGCUGGUAGCCAUCAACCCCUAUGACCAGCUUCCCAUAUACGGCGAGGAGGUGAUCGAUGCCUACAGCGGCCAGGACAUGACCGACAUGGAGCCUCACAUCUUUUCUGUGGCAGAAGAAGCCUACCGCACCAUGACCAGGGAGGAGAGGAACCAGUCCAUCAUCAUCAGCGGGGAGUCCGGCUCAGGAAAAACUGUCUCAGCCAAGUUCACCAUGCGAUACUUUGCUGUGGUUGGAGGAGCAUCGCAGCAGACCAGUGUCGAGGAGAGAGUCCUGGCCUCCAACCCCAUCAUGGAGUCUAUCGGGAAUGCUAAAACCACUCGCAAUGACAACAGCAGUCGUUUUGGGAAGUACAUUGAGAUCGGCUUUGGCGGGAAGGGGGGAAUCAUCAGUGCAAACAUGAGGACAUAUCUGCUGGAGAAGUCACGGGUCGUCUUCCAGGCGUCAGCAGAGAGAAACUACCACAUCUUCUAUCAGCUGUGCGCCUCCAAAGACCUGCCUGAAAUGAGAUCCCUCAAACUGGAUGCACCUGAGCGUUUCCGCUACACCAACCAGGGGGGACAGAUGCAGAUACCCGGCACUGACGAUUCGGCGGACCUGGAGCGCACUCGCAACGCUUUCACCAUUCUUGGUGUGCAGUCCGACCAGCAAAUGGAGCUGUUCAGGAUCCUGUCAGCAGUGCUCCACUUAGGAAACGUCAACAUUCAGGCCAGCGGGAGAAGCUCUGAUCGGAGUUACAUUGAGGCAGAUGACCGGUCUUUAGCAAUCUUCUCCAAGCUGUUAGGCGUUGAAGGAUCACAGAUGGCUCACUGGCUGUGUCAUCGCAGACUUGCGGUAGGAGGGGAGAUGCUGGUCAAGCCUGUGCCUGGGCAGCAGGCUCUGGAAGCCAGAGACGCGCUGGCUAAACACAUCUACGGUCAGCUGUUCACAUGGACGGUCCAGAGGCUCAACUCCGCCCUGCGCACUCAGAGGGAACAGGCCAAAACCUUCAUAGGAGUCUUGGAUAUCUACGGAUUCGAGACCUUUGAGAGGAACAGUUUUGAGCAGUUCUGCAUAAAUUAUGCCAAUGAAAAACUUCAGCAACAGUUUAACAGGCAUGUGUUCCACUUGGAGCAGGAAGAGUACAUGCGUGAGGAGCUGGCCUGGAGCAGGAUUGAAUUCAGUGACAACCAACAGUGUAUCAACCUCAUCGAGGGGCAACUGGGCAUGUUUGAUCUGUUAGAUGAGGAGUGCAGGAUGCCUAAAGGUUCAGAUGAAAGCUGGGUGCGCAAGCUGUAUGAUCAACACUUGAACAGCAAGGCCCAUCCUCACUUCCGGAAACCUCGGAUGUCCAACAGCGCCUUUAUCGUUUUACACUUUGCUGACACAGUGCAGUAUGAAUGUGAAAGCUUUUUGGACAAGAACCGAGACACGGUCUUUGAAGAGCUCAUUAACAUUCUCAAAGCCAGUCAGUCUGAGCUGGUGGCCGAGCUGUUCCAGCAGCGGGAAACCUCUUCCCAAUCUGUGACCAAUGGAAGCGUCCGUUCUGGGAAAAGAGCCGCCAGAGAACAUAAGCUGACCGUCGGCUUCCAGUUUCGUCAGUCCCUUCAGAUGUUAAUGGACACUCUCAACAGCACUACACCUCACUACGUCCGCUGUAUCAAACCCAAUGACCUAAAAGAACCUUUCAUGUUUGACCCUAAAAGGACAGUGCAGCAGCUGAGAGCCUGUGGGGUGCUGGAGACCAUUCGGAUCAGUGCAGCAGGUUACCCGUCCAGGUGGACAUAUGAGGAGUUCUUCAGCAGGUAUCGCGUUCUGCUUGGAGGGCCUCAGGAGCAGACCCAGGACCUCUGCAGACGAGCCCUACCGCAGCUCAUCCCAGACCCGGACCAGUACUGCUUUGGAAAAACCAAAGUGUUCUUCCGGGCCGGUCAAGUGGCGGUUCUGGAGAGGCUGAGAGCCGACAGGCUGCGCGUGGCCGCCGUGAUCAUCCAGAGCCAGGUCAAAGGGUGGCUGGCACGGAUCAGAUACUCCAGGAUCUGCUGGGCGGCCGUCACCAUACAGAGAUACAGCAGAGGAACUCUGGCCCGGCGACUGGCUCAGACUCGACGCUACACGAAGGCGGUGUUGGUGAUCCAGAAGACGUACCGGAUGGUGGUCGUCAGACAGAUGUUCCUCACCAUCCGACAGGCCACUCUCACCAUCCAGGCCUUCACCAGGGGCACGCUGGCACGCCGCACAUACAGACAGCUGGUGGUUGAGCAGGCUGCCGUGUUGCUUCAGGCGAGAGCGCGUGGGUGGCUGGCGAGGCGGGCGUACAGGCGGGUGCGUGCAGCCGUGGUGUUCAUGCAGUGCUGCGUGCGCCGCAGGGCCGCCAGGAGAGAGCUGUUGAAACUGAAGACCGAGGCACGCUCAGUGGAGAAGUACAGAGAGCUCAACAAGGGCAUGGAAGUCAAACUGAUACAGCUGCAGCUGAGAGCGGACCAGGAGGCAAGGGAGAGUGCCGCCUUGAGAGAGACCCUCAAUGCAGAACGGGAUGCUGCCGGUGCGGAGCUGGUAGCUCUGAGAUCGAUCGUACAGAAGCUAGAGAGCCAGAAACUGGAGAAGCCUCCUCCUCCUCCAGUUAUCAGCGAGAAGGAGGUGGAGGAAAGGAGGAGAGCUGAGGAGAAAGCUGCUCAGGAGAUACUUCAACUCACACAAGAGUUGCGAGAAUUACAAAAAGAGAAGGACAAUGUUACCUGUGAGAAAGAAGAUCUUUCUGCUCGCCUGCAUGAGCAAGAAGAAACUCAGGAAGAGUGUGUGCAGCAGGCUGUGUUUAAGGCGAGCACGGCUCUUCGGGCAGAGCUGGACGAUGAGAAGGAAAAGUAUCAGGGUCUCCUGAGGGAAUUCAGCCGACUGGAGCAGAGAUAUGACAACCUGAGGGAGAUGAGUCUGCUCACCGAGCGUACCAAGGGCCACAGAAGGACCGACUCCACCCAGAGCUUAGAGCCUCUCUCUCCUUCCUUCUCUCCCUCCUUCUCUCCCUCCUUCUCUCCGUUGUCGCCCUUCCAACCUUCCCUCCCAUCCCCGGACGAGGUGCGCAGGAUCAGCGUGACCUCUCCCCCCCUGGAGAGGAGCCUCUCCGUGAGGAGCUCCGACACGACACUGGACCAGCUGAUGGAGAAGAUGGAUGUGGCCAAGGCGGUGAAGAUGAGCGGAGAAGACUUGGAGCAUGCUUACGAUGCAGUACGGGUGGCCAACAAGUUUCUGGAGAGCCAACUGCGGAAGCAGCAGAGUCAGACGGAGGAGGAACUGGAAGCUCUGAGGCUCCAGCUCCGUCAGGCCAUCUCUUGUUCAUCAUCUUCUGCACAGACACAGGAGCUCCAGGAGAUGCUGGUAGCCAGAGAGUGUGAGUGUGUGAGGCUGAGGAGGGAGCUGAAGGAGCUCAGAAACACCACGUCACUCAGACGACUCCUGACUCAAGGUUUCCCGUCACCUUCCCGCUCACCUCACGUGAAGCCGGCAGCAGUCACCGGUCUGCUGGAAUGUAGGAAAACGGAUAAAAACAGACUCAUCAAGGCUAUAAUCUCAGACAUCCGCGCUGACAGCGCGCUGUCUCUGCCCCCCGGGCUGCCCGCCAGCGUGCUCUUCCUGUGUGUCCGUCAGGCCGACUGCAGCGGGGACCAAGCCCACGCUCGCUCCAUCUGCAGCGCGGCUGUCACCGCCAUGAAGGCCGCUCUGAAGAAACAUACUAACGAUGUAGACAUGUCUGCCCUGUGGCUGAAAAACGUCUGUCUGUUGCACGACCUGCUGAACCAGCACUCACCCAAACAGGCUCUUUGCUCAGACGAGCUGGUUCCUCUGACCACCGACUUGAGCGACUUAGUCCGCGCCCUGAGUGACCUCUGCAUUCAGGCUUAUCAGCAGCUCCUCUCCAUCACUGGGACAGUCCUACACAGCAUCAUAGUCGCCGCCUUGUUGGAGAGCGAGACCAUUGCGGGUCUGUCCGGCUCGGCGGUGAAAGCGGCCGCCUCCAGGAAGGGAGCAGGAGCGGGCUCGGGCCCCCGGCCCGUAGGGGGAGAUGCUCCCACGAUGGCCUCCGUGCUGAGGGAGCUCGGGUCGCUUCACGCCGCCAUGACCCGCCAGGCUCUGCCGCAGAGUCUGACAGAGCAGGCCUUCCACCAGCUCACCUACCUCAUCUGUGCAUGUGCUUUCAACAAUGUGCUGCUGAGAAAAGACAUGUGCUGCUGCAGUCGUGGCAUGCAAAUACGCUUUAACGUGAGCCUGCUGGAGGAGUGGCUGCGUAGCCGAGGUCUGCAGGGAGGGGGCGCCGUGGCCUCGCUGGAGCCUCUCAUCCAGGCAGCUCAGCUGCUGCAGGUGGGGAAAAAGACCAAGGCGGAUGCAGAGGCCGUGGUCCGGACCUGCACAGCCCUCUCCAGCAAGCAGAUUGUGAAGAUUUUGAGCCUGUACACUCCUAACAGUGAUCUGGAUGAAAGAGUCACUUUAAAUUUCAUCCGCACUGUUCAGGGCCUCCUCAACGACGGCUCUCACAGUCAGCCCCUGCAGCUCAUGAUGGACCACAGGAGAGCGUUUCCCGUCACAUUCCCCUCCUCGCCUCCGCCUGUCGUCAGUGCUGACGAGCUGGCCGUCCCAGACUCCCUCAAGAUCUCCUUUCUACGCAGAGUCUAAACAAACUGGAUGCAAAUGUAGAAUCGCUUGAGGACAUGUAACCGUAACAGAACUGAAAUAAGUUUAAGGAGCUGUUGUGAAUUUAAUCAUGCGUUAAUAAUAAUUGUUGGCAUGAAUUUAUCAAUGGAUUAGUUUUAUUAGAGAAGGAGAUAGUUUAACUUAACUGAUUAAAAAGACAUCAACAUUAAUGGAGGGCGGUAACGUAGGCCAGUGGUUCCCAACCUGGGGUCCGGGCCCCCCCUGGGGGGGCGCCAGAGAUCUCUGGGGGGGCGCGAAACUUUGUCUGCUUUGAAAUUAUGCAGUUGUAAAAAUUAUAUUUGCGAAUGAGUCAUUCAUAAGACAUUGUUAGGAAUAAUUUAUGAAUGUCUUGAAUAUUUUUUGUGUUUUUUAUACACUGGUGACAAACAGAGGAAAUUAUUUCAUUCCUUAUUAUUAUAUCAUUACUCAACAUUUAAUCUACUCCGACAGGUUGUUAAAGGAAAAAUGUUGGUCUCAUAUUAAAAGAGACAUUUUUCAGAAA
Molecule: messenger RNA, 5575 nt
Organism: Cololabis saira (Pacific saury)
Lineage: Eukaryota; Metazoa; Chordata; Actinopteri; Beloniformes; Belonidae
Product: unconventional myosin-Vb
Exons: 35
Coding region: 97-5055 (1652 amino acids)
Biological process (GO): actin filament organization; vesicle transport along actin filament
Cellular component (GO): myosin complex; actin cytoskeleton; cytoplasm
Molecular function (GO): ATP binding; actin filament binding; microfilament motor activity
Source: RefSeq, a predicted model, not a curated record